Molecule: messenger RNA, 390 nt
Organism: Acanthoscelides obtectus
Lineage: Eukaryota; Metazoa; Arthropoda; Insecta; Coleoptera; Chrysomelidae
Source: the annotation of a GenBank genome assembly
AUGUUUAUCUUUUGUAGUUCGGAUGGUAAGAACGAUUUAAACCUGAACAGAUGUUGCAGCAUUUUUUUAUUAGCUUAUAUAAUUGACCAAUAUGACUCUUAUGAAAUAUCUACGUUCAACCGUGGUACUUACGAAAAAUACCAGUCUUCAAAUAUUCAGGGGAGAGACAAAGAACUAGCAGAAAUGAUUUCUGAUAUAAAAGCGUUUAUCAAAAAGCUUGAAAUUUGGGAACAAAACUUAAUCGAUGGCGAAACCAGGCAUUUUCCUGUUCUUUUUGAAAAGAUAUCCCAAAGUCCCUUAGAACCACAUGACACUUUGAUGAAUAGCAAACGAGCGUACGAGAAGGUUAUUCCAGCUAGAGACAGUAAGUCUAGCGGGCUUGCUCUAUAA